Molecule: messenger RNA, 2277 nt
Organism: Necator americanus (New World hookworm)
Lineage: Eukaryota; Metazoa; Nematoda; Chromadorea; Rhabditida; Ancylostomatidae
Exons: 19
Coding region: 1-2277 (758 amino acids)
Biological process (GO): double-strand break repair via break-induced replication; DNA replication initiation; DNA replication
Cellular component (GO): nucleus; MCM complex
Molecular function (GO): ATP binding; single-stranded DNA helicase activity; DNA replication origin binding
Source: RefSeq, a predicted model, not a curated record
AUGGCUAACUUCGACGAUGCUGGACUUUACUACCAGGAGAGAUUUUUCGCCAACGAUGGUGUGCCUGACGCAGGUCGGGAAAUGAUAGCUGAAUAUCGCCAAAUAUGUGACCAGUUUCGUCGAUUUAUUAGAGAAUUCUCGACGGGUGGAGUUGGUGGUCUGUACUAUCGUGAUGAACUAAAGAAGAACUAUAAUGCUAAACACUACUUCCUGGAAGUCAAUCUUGGACAUCUCAAGCAGUUUGAUGAGGAUGCUGAGUCAAAACUUCGUACUUACCCGGGAAAAUUCCUUCCAGCGUUUGAAGAAGCGGCUCGUACUGUUGCUGAUGAACUCACCGCUCCUCGACCAGAAGGCGAAGAGGAGAUGAAAGAUAUCCAGGUCGCCCUAACUCUGGAUGAAUAUCCAACCUCUAUUCGACGAGUGAAGAGCUCUCAAGUGUCACAAGUUGUGAAGAUUUCCGGUAUCAUUGUCGCUGCAUCUCAGGUUCGCGCAAAAGCCACUAGGAUAACCUUACAGUGUCGAACUUGUCGUCAUACUAUUAGUGAUCAGACGCUCAAGCCAGGUCUUGAAGGGUUCCAACUUCCAAGAAGCUGUGGCGCACCUCAAUCUGGUCAACUCCAGCGAUGCCCUGUUGAUCCCUACCAUAUCGUGCCUGACAAAUGUCACUGUGUUGAUUAUCAGACUCUGAAGCUGCAGGAGAACCCCGAAGAUGUUCCUCAUGGAGAAAUGCCUCGACAUCUGCAAUUAUAUUGCGAUAGAUAUCUCACGGACAAAGUGGCUCCCGGAAAUCGAGUCACACUUGUAGGAGUAUUUUCAAUCAAGAAAAUGUUCCAAAAGAACAAAGGCAAUAAGGACAAGACUUUAACUGGCAUUAGAACACCAUAUCUUCGUGUACUCGGAAUACACGUGGAAACAGGUGGACCAGGACGUGUAGAGUUCAAGCAAUUCACUCCUGAUGAGGAGCGCAAUUUCAAGGAACUUGCAAAACGACCAGAUGCAUAUGAGCUCAUAGCCAAAAGUAUUGCGCCUUCCAUUUAUGGUUCGACAGAUAUCAAGAAGUCGAUAGCUUGUUUACUCUUUGGAGGGUCGAGAAAAAGGCUUCCCGAUGGGCUAACUCGUCGUGGUGACAUUAACGUGUUGCUCCUUGGAGACCCAGGUACUGCAAAGUCACAGCUGCUGAAAUUCGUUGAGCAGGUGUCUCCGAUUGGUGUGUAUACUUCGGGUAAAGGCUCGUCAGCAGCUGGUCUGACGGCAUCUGUGGUGCGCGAUCCUAGCUCGCGCACAUUCAUGAUGGAAGGUGGAGCAAUGGUCCUUGCUGAUGGUGGAGUUGUUUGCAUUGAUGAGUUCGACAAGAUGAGGGAGGACGACCGUGUUGCUAUCCACGAAGCUAUGGAACAGCAGACUAUAUCAAUUGCUAAGGCUGGUAUUACCACCACACUGAACUCUCGCUGUUCUGUGUUAGCUGCCGCUAACUCUGUUUAUGGUCGUUGGGACGAUAGUAGAGGUGACGAAAACAUCGAUUUCAUGCCGACUAUUUUGUCACGAUUUGACAUGAUCUACAUUGUAAAAGACACUCACGAUGUGAAGCGUGACGAGACUCUGGCUAGACAUGUCAUUGAUGUUCAUGUAAAUGCUUCAAAGAAUAAGGAAAAGACAAUGAUCGAGAAGGAAACAAACACAGAUGAGAAGACGGAAAUGUUUGAUGCAGAUGGCUUCCUAACUCUAGGAUUCUUGAAAAAGUAUGUUUCCUACGCGCGAGCGAACUGUGGUCCAAGACUAAAUCCACAGGCUAGCGAGAAGCUAGCCAGCAACUAUGUACGCAUGAGAAAUCCACCUGCAAAUUCUGAUGAAAUCAGAGUGGGCAAAAAGGCUGCUAAGUCUUCGAUUUCUAUCACUGUGCGUCAACUGGAGGCAGUCAUUCGCAUGAGUGAGAGCCUGGCAAAAAUGGAACUGCAGCCAUUCGCGCUCGAUAAGCAUGUAGAUGAAGCACUUCGUCUGUUCCGGGUGUCUACAGUAGAGGCUGCUGCUACAGGAAAUCUUGCUGGCAUCGAGGGCUUUACAUCAGAUGCUGAUCAAGAGUCGAUGCAAAGAAUUGAAUCCCAAAUGAAGAAACGGUUCUCCGUAGGAACACACGUCUCAGAACUUGUUAUUGUCCAGGACUUUGUUACACGCCAACACUACAACGAAACCUUGGUUAAAAAGGUUAUUAUGAACAUGGUAAGACGCGGAGAUCUGCAAUACAAAAUGCAAAGGAAGAUGUUGUAUCGCGUUCGCUAA